This is a messenger RNA of Adineta ricciae, 2235 nucleotides long. The record is from the annotation of a GenBank genome assembly. NCBI's taxonomy places the organism in Eukaryota, Metazoa, Rotifera, Eurotatoria, Adinetida, Adinetidae.
AUGCCAAACCAAUCAGCAGAUAUUAUCAAUUUAAAUGUUGGUGGUCAACGAUUUUCGACCAGUCGACAAACGCUGACGUGGAUACCGGAUUCGUUUUUCACCGCAAUGCUCAAUGGUCUUAUCUCAACAAAUCGUGACGAACAAGGCGCAAUUUUUAUCGAUCGUGAUCCGAAACUAUUUUCAAUUAUUUUAAACUAUUUACGUACAAAGGAACUUGAUAUCAAUGGCUGUGAUCUUCAUAUGCUAAAGCAUGAAUGUGAAUUCUAUGGUGUUCAACCAUUGAUUCGUCGCUUACAACUGUGCGAAGAUCUUGAGCAUAGUCAAUGUGGUGAUGUACUUUUCAACGGAUACAUAAAUCCUCCACAUUCAGUUAAUACACCACCUACGUAUGAGUCAACACAAACGCCGAUGGCACAGGCAAUCGUCUAUCAACCGCCACUAUGUCAACCAACAAAUUUGGUUCGACCUGGUACAGCUUUGAGAUUGAAUAGUAUGAUGCAGCAGACAUUAAAUCGUAGUGCAUCACAACUUGGAGAUUUUAGAGCCUUAUCAACCGACGUAAUAUCGGCUAUCCCAUCCGCAUCCAGUGUAAGUCGCGGACAUUCACGAGCAUCUUCCACUGAUUCCGUCCUUUGGGCAACUCACCAGUCUAACUCUUCCUCGUCUCAUUUACGUCAAAAAUCAAUUGGUGCUUCUAUUGAGAAUCAUCCUCCCAUAGCGAGCUCUUCCACAGCAGGUGUUAUUCUUCUUGCUGGUCAUCAUAACUGGAUUAGUGCGGCAUACUCAAAUAAUGUUGUAAUGUGCUAUAAAAUGAAAGAUACAAGUGGUUGGCAAUUGAUGUUCGAAUCAGAAACUCAAUCGGAUGAUAUCUACCGUUUAGCUAUAACAGCUCGUUCGUCAUCCUCCUCUUCGUCAUCAUCUUCAGUGAAUCAACAAUCACCAGAUUCGACCUCCAAUCUUCGAGAAUCUAAACUUUUAGCUAUCGCCGUGCGAACAAAUGUUCGACUUUGGAAUGUAGUUGAUGCAUCCAUCCAUACACUUAUCGGCACAUUUGCGUUUGGCGGACCGAUUGAUAAUCUAUUUUUUAUCAAUUCACAAUUAGUAGCUACAGGUGAUGAAAGAAAGGUUGGUGUAUGGCAUUCACUGUCUCAACAGUGGCAAACACAGGAAUUAACACGAAUAUUAAGUUUUGAUACAGCUGGAACGUUUUUAUUACUCGGUAGUGAAACAGGAUCGAUCUACUAUUUCGAUAUGCAAAAAUUUCCUUUGAGAAUGAAAGAUAACGACCUAUUAAUUACUGAAAUAUUCAAAGAUCCAGCUGGUGAAUCAAUUACAGCGUUAAGUGUCUAUCUAACACCUAAGACAAGUGUAACAGGCAACUGGAUUGAAAUUGCAUAUGGAACUAACUCUGGUAUCAUUCGAAUUGUAGUACAACAUCCGGAAACAGUUGGUCAUGGUCCCCAAUUAUUUCAAACAUUCUGUGUUCAUCGCAGCCCAGUUACAAAGAUCAUGCUCUCCGAACGGCACUUAAUCAGUGUAUGCGCGUCAAAUAAUCAUGUUCGUACAUGGAAUGUCACCCGUUUUCGUGGCAUGAUAUCAACACAACCAGGAUCCACUCCACUGUCUUCCUAUCGUAUUGUAUCACUAGAGCCAGCUCGAUCAAUCGCUAGUUAUACAGCGGGCAAUGAUAUUGGCCCGUAUGGCGAUCGUGAUGAUCAACAAGUGUUCGUUCAAAAAGUCGUUCCAUUCGAGACAGAUCAGAUCUACGUUAGAUUCUGUUCAACAGGCAAACGAGUAGCUAUCGUUCGAUCGGUAGAUAGUUCACCGAUCAGUUGCUUUACAAUCCAUGAAUGUGAAGGGCCAUCACGAUUGAGUACACGUCCUCGUCGAUUUAUCUUCACCGGUCAUGACAACGGUUCAAUUCAAUUAUUUGAUUUAACAACUGCGAUUGAACUUUGUUCGAAUACGGAUUUAAAUUCCAGUUCACCAUCAUCGUCAUCCUCUCACCAACAUAAUGGAGGCCCAUCAGCAGCUGAUUUAUUAAAAAUGCUUGAUCAUUGCGAUUUCGCUGCCACAAGUGGUCAGCAUCAAAACUUUCUAUCUUCACGUUGUUCAACUCCUUGCUGUAUGAGUAAUAACCAUACGUCGACAUCAACCGUAAACUAUACAACUGCUGUAAUAUCAUCGCCAUCAUCACAAGCUACUACAAAAGAAGAAAGUGAUAAAAACGUCUAA